Colias croceus (clouded yellow) is the source of this 1240-nucleotide messenger RNA. Its product is annotated as putative nuclease HARBI1. The transcript has 5 exons. Bases 400 to 1236 code for a protein of 278 amino acids. The record is from RefSeq and is a predicted model, not a curated record. Lineage: Eukaryota; Metazoa; Arthropoda; Insecta; Lepidoptera; Pieridae.
CAAGAAGCACCCCACGACGUAGUGCAUUUUACUAUUAUCUUGCAGCGCGAUUGAUUGUUGAAAGUAGAAAUGAACAAAGAGAAACAAGGUGAGUGAUUUUUUUAACACUAUAUUUUAAUAAAUAAACAACAAGUUAUCUUUUAAAUUUACUAUUACAUUUGCAGAGAAAUCUCAAGGAGAGCUUUACUCAGAAAGAAUUUGGCAAAUAUUAACUUGCAAAACCUUAGCGACACAGAAUUUAAAAAUAGAUUUCGUCUAAGUAAGGAAGCAUUUUUGUUCUUAUGUCGCGAAUUGAAAGAAAAAUCCAGUCUAAAAUCAAGUAAAAGGAUCAGCCUGGAACACAAAGUGCUGUGUGCUUUGUCAUUUUAUGCUACAGGCUCCUACCAAAGAAUUGUAGGAAUGGCUAAAUAUUUAGGCCAAACUACAGUAAGCAAAUAUGUGAGGGAGGUUACUGAUGCUCUUGUUAACCCUUUAAUAUUAAAUAAGUUUGUUAAAUUUCCAACAACACGAGAGCAGCGAAAUAUAGUAAAAAGCAAAUUUUAUACAAAAUUUGGCAUCCCUGGAGUAAUAGGGUGCAUUGAUGGUUCUCAUUUUCACAUAUUCACUCCAAAAAGAGACAUGGAGCAUUUAUUUUACUGCAGAAAGCAUUUCUACUCACUGAAUGUGCAAAUGAUAUGUGACAGUGAAUGCAGAAUUUUAAAUAUUAAUGCCAAGUAUGGAGGUGCCACCCAUGACGCUUUUAUUUGGGAAAACAGUCAAGCCAAUAGGUACAUCCAAGACUUACACCGGAAUAAUGAACAAGUGUGGUUUUUAGGGGAUUCUGGAUAUCCACAGAGGCCUUGGUUGAUGACACCAAUCACAGAUGCUGCUGAAGGCACUCCACAGGCAAAAUAUACUACCAUCCAUGGGAAGGCCAGAGUUGUGAUCGAAAAUACUUUUGGAAGACUCAAAAAUAGGUGGAGAUGCCUUAGUAAGGACCGCACAUUACAUUACACCCCUGAGAGGUGUGCUUCGAUCAUAAUGGCAUGUAGCGUUCUACACAACCUAGCAUUAGAUUUUAUGUUGCCUGAUCCUGAAGACGAUAUAAUAUAUUCUUCUGGAUUAGGCGUUUCAACAUUUUCUUCUCUAGAAGAACCUUUUCGCGAAAGUGGUUCUUCAGAUGAAUUGAUUCGCGGUAGAGCCAUAAGAAACAUGUUAGUAGAUAAGAUUAAUCAGCUUCAUAAUGUAAAUAAUUGAUUUC